AGUAUGUGACUAAAUUUAAGUUAAUUUUACAAGUUGCCAGUCUGUAUAGGGAUGGUAACAAAUUACAUAGGGAUAUUGGAGAGGAAAUGUUGCCUCUCCCAACAGCAGAGAUGGUUAAGAGGAGAUUGAUAGAUGUGAAAGGAAAAAGUCUUAUACGGCUCAAUAACCACAAGAUUUAGUUUUCAGGCAGUCGGCAAAAGGAAGAAAAGGCAAAUUCUGCAAAUUUUGCAGAAAAGUUGUUCAGGUGUGGAAUCCAUCCCGUAAGGUUGUGGUGGAAGAAGAUUCAACGCUAACUUGCAAAAGGAAAUUGCAUAAAUGCUUGAUUGGAAGAAAAAAUAUUUUCAGGACCAUAAGAAUAGCGGAGUGUGAUCAAUUGGAUAGUUUGGAAAUGUUAGCACCUGAACGAAGGACCAAAUACACUAUAAUCUUUCUCUGGCGUAUUAUUCUGUUUCUGUAAACAUUUCCUCGUGUUUUCUCUUAGGUUUACCCAUGAACGUUGCUUUCCAAUUUAGUUCAAUUUAUUUAAUUUCACUCUGGAUUACUGUAUGCCGCUUUCUAUAAUUAAAUGCUUUUUCUCGUCUGCAAAUAGCAACGGACUACUUCAUUUGUUUAGAAGAGAUAGUUUUGUCCCAAGCCUGGAGGCAACACUUUAUUUAAAAACAAGUGCCAGCAUUUCGGGCGCCGGCAGACAGUGCAGGGUCAAGAAUACCAGAUUGGCACAAACGAGCCGAUCUGUGCUUUAUCGGACUGGGCCGAGGUCAACUCAGAGGAGACCCUAACUCUCAAGCUGCCAUGAGAAGUCUGCGCUGAUAGGGGCAGAGCCCAUACAAUAAUCGAACACCGGGGGGAUGAGAUUGAGGGUACAUCAGAUGACCUUUUCCUAACCCAAUUCCUAGAUCAGUGUCGCAUUCCAGAUCAAGUAGUUACACAGGAGGUUGCUAAGCAACCAUAGAAUGGUGUGUCAGUUUCAGAACGUUGAAACACUACGUUCCCAAGGAGAAUGAAUGGAUGGUUCAGGAUCCUCUGGAGGGAAUGUUUAGCUUGUUCCUUGUUAUCUUUUUAAAAACACACACACACACACAAGUUGUUACAUUUGCUGCUAGGUGGGGUGGGGAGAGCUGCAGUUUUGAAUCCGAGAUGUCCUCAGGUCGAUUAAAAUCAUCUCAGACCAGCAGCAGCCCACCCCUUCAUUCCGCCAAGGGGACAGGGGAGAAGUUUUGGAAGUACAGGGUCGAGGUCGACCGCGGGAAGAAGAGGUUGAAACUAAAGGGCAGGGAGCUGCUGUCGGUGCCUCGGGAGAUCUUCGACCUUGGGGAGCUGCAAGUGCUGGAGAUGAGCCCGGAACGCGAGAGCUGCCUGAGUUACAAGAUCGGCGGGGUCCCUCGGGCCCUCGGGCGCCUGAGCAACCUGACCGUGCUGAGGCUGGACACCAACGAGCUGCGGGAAAUCCCGCCCGAGAUCGGAGCCCUGCACAAGCUGGAAACGCUGACCCUCAGCAACAACCGCCUGAGCCGCCUCCCCGCCGAGGCCGAGAGGCUGCAGCGGCUGCGGAACCUGCAUCUGGCCAACAACAACUUCCAGGAGCUCCCUCUGCAGGUCUGCCAGCUCCGGCGCUUGUCCUUUCUGGACGCCAGCGACAACAAGAUCGAGACGAUCCCCGCCUGCAUCGGUAACCUUGAGCGCUUGGAGACCUUGCUGCUGUGCUUCAACGCGCUGCAGAGCCUGCCCGACUCCAUCUGCACUCUCGGGCGCCUGUGCACCCUGUGGCUGGGUAAGAACCAGCUCAGGCGCUUGCCCAGCCAGUUCGGGCAGCUGGCGAACUUAGAAUGGGGUCGAAGCCACUGCUCCUCAAACUUCGAGGACAAUCCGCUGGAAUCUCCCCCUCCUGAGAUCUGCAGGGGUGGCCCUGAGGAGAUCAGCCGCUAUUUUGCUGGAGUGGAGUGAACGAUGAAGACCCAGAGCCCGUGGGCAACUUAAAACUGACCAAUAACAUCACGCUUGGGCUAUCUGUGAACUACAGUGGGCUGAUCAGAUCCGGUGCACGCAAAAGUAUUUGGGACUGAAAAUAUAUUCCUUGAAAUGAAACCGACUGACGUGCCAUCUAUAAGUCGGAGACUGCACUAUUUUGUCAUCUGUGAGUGCUUAAUGUAGUUAUAAAGUUACAUUGGUCUGUAGCGAGCCAGAUGGGGCGAUGUUAACAUGCCUGUUUCCUUGGCAAUAAUACACUGAAUUUACAGCCCAAGUGAGCAGAGCCAAAAUGCAGCGUCAGACCCUCGUUAGCAUUGAGCCUGCAAAGUGUUUAGCAGCAGUUGAUUGCCCCUGCGCAUCAAAUGAUGCCUUGAGGGUUUUGGCGAUUGCACUUCGACUUCAGUGGCUGCAAAGCAUUCUGCUUCUGAAAGGGGUCAUUGUUUUCCCUUUCCCCUCACAGGCAAAUACUGGCAGGCUGGAGGAACAGGACGAACUGGACAUUGGCCUGUUGGAUUUUUGACCCCUACCUUCCUGAGCAGGUGUCAAUGUAUUGAGAAGUUUUCUUCCCAUUUUGCCCGCACACUCAUAAAACUAACCCUUUUAAAAAGAAAACUGGUCUUGGGCAACCAACAAAAAAAAUGAGUGGAACAUAUAUCUACAAUUUCCAGCCUUUUGACAUCAAUUUUUCCAGCUAGCAUUUGACCCAGAUUUGGAUAUGUAAAGUAUCCAAUGUUUGUUUAACUCAACUCUCUUCCCAAACUGCUGGCAGAUAAAUUACACUUCCAGUUGAAAUCACAAGCAGCGGUUCACUAUCCUGAGGCUAGUUGUUUUAGCCCGUAAACAUGUGUAACAAUUUUUAAUCCAACCCCAAACUCCAGUGUGAGUUCAAUCCCAAUUCCAAGAUUUGAGCUCCUCCAAGAGGCCAUUCAGGGUGGUAAACUAUUUCGCAGUUCUGUUAAAUCAUGGCUGCUGUAUUCUUACUUGUUGAAUGGCUUUUGAUUCAUGUUCCUUCACACCCUUACCUAAGAAAUUGAUUUUCUUUCACCCAACAUUAUCAGUGUUUUGUGGGAAUAAAUUCUUAUUUUCAUUACCCUUCAUAUCAAAAGAAAACUUCUCAAUUUCAUUCCUAAAAGGGUUAGCUCUAGUUGAAAUCCCAUUCCCUCUUCCCACUUGUAUUAUUUCCCUUCCCUGCACUUAUUGAAUGUUUGUCUCACAUUUUAAACAUUUCAAUUAGAUCAUUCCACAAUUGUCUAAGCUCAAGGAAUACAAGUCAGGUUGUUCAUAAAACAUGGGGUGAAAUGGUUAAAUUACCUUGAUGUUUCUUCACUUUACAAUCUGUAAGGCCAAUAUAGUCUUCCUGAGGUGCAGUGCCCAGAAUUGAACAGUGGUUCCAGGUAGGAUGUCAUGAAGGUUGUGAAUAACUGAAGCUUAAUUUCUUCCAUUUAAUAUUCCAGUCCUCCAGAGAAAGGCCAACAUUUUAAAUGGCUUUUUGAACCUUUGAAUCAGUAUUCAGUGAUUUUGUACUUGAAUAUUCAAAUCCUUUCACUCCAAAAAAAAUUCUGAUUUGUAAUUUUUUAGAUCCAAAGUAUCACUUCUCCACAUUAAAGUCCAGCUGUCACUACUUUUCCCAAUCACUUAAUCCUUCUCCAUCCGUUUGUAACUUCCUCCUGCCAUCACCAUUUCUCUGCAAGCAUUCUAACCAACACACUUUGACGUGUAUGGUGAAAAGCUGAGGCCCCAGUGCAGAACUCCAAGGAACAAUGAAGACAGAUGUCUACUUGAGUUCCAUGCCCUAAGACAGGUCAUAACCACAGUGCCACAGUCUCCACCAGACAGCAAGGGUGCAGAUCUGGAACAGGGAUUAAAUCUCAUGCUGCUGGCACCAACCUGAUCCACUUGGCUAUCCAACCAACUAAGCUAACUGGCCUUGCCAGAGUGCUUUGGCAACAUGUAUGCAUGCCUUAGCUAUUAGUAAAUUUGGUAGACGCCCCAGUAAUCCAACAUGGCUGAACAGAAUCUAUUCAUCUCUCACCACCUGCCAUUAACAUAUGUUGGAACAAUUUACAAAUUGAUUCUCAACUUGUUUCACCACAUAAUGAAUGUAUCUUCUUUGGCCAGUAAGCUCUGGAACUGAACUUCAACACUGAUCUUCUGGCUUAGAGACUGGAGCACGAGCACUGGGCCACAAGAUCUACCUCUGUGUUUAGAUUUGCAAAAUGAUAAUGACAGACUGCCAUUUAAUAAGGUGUGUUAGCAUAACACAAACCCAUGGCAUUACACAGAGGCUGUGGCACAAAAUUAGAUUGAUAGUACAUUGGAAUUAAAAUCAUUCACAUAUGUUGAGCGUAGUCAAGAGUGUGGUGCGGAAAAAGCACAGUCAGUCAGGCAGCAUCCAAG
Chiloscyllium plagiosum (whitespotted bambooshark) is the source of this 4365-nucleotide messenger RNA. RefSeq lists its product as uncharacterized. Gene Ontology annotation, cellular component: cytoplasm. The record is from RefSeq and is a predicted model, not a curated record. Gene Ontology annotation, molecular function: protein binding. NCBI's taxonomy places the organism in Eukaryota, Metazoa, Chordata, Chondrichthyes, Orectolobiformes, Hemiscylliidae.